Messenger RNA from Lingula anatina, 1761 nucleotides. RefSeq lists its product as uncharacterized. The record is from RefSeq and is a predicted model, not a curated record. Lineage: Eukaryota; Metazoa; Brachiopoda; Lingulata; Lingulida; Lingulidae.
GGAUAGGCAAAAAAUAGGUUAACACGAUUUACCUGGGUGUUACCUGCAGCGACAUUAAAAAGUGGGUCGCGAUAUUUGUUUUCUGAUCAAUAUAGACUUCUCACAACAAGUGCAUUUUAGAACAAUCACACAUACUAUUAAGUAUGGCUGGAAUGUCCAGUAAAAAGAGAUGUAAAGGAAGCCUCGAUACCCAAGAACAAGAUCGAGAUGCAACUGAAGAUUUCCGUGACUACAUGGCUGAUGUCGUCUCUAAGGGACAUACUUGCUUGUCCAUCGCGCUCGGACACGAACUUCGUCUCUUUGAUGUUCUGGGGGAUUUUGACGAAUCAAAGUCAUGCAGAGUCAUAGCUGAGACCGCCGGGUGUAAAGAGGGGUAUAUCAAAGCAUGGUUGAGGACAAUGGUGUCAGGUAAAAUAGUGGAGGUAGUAGAAAAUGAGAAAGGAGAAACACUAUUCUUUUUACCCAAAGAUCGUCUGUCCUCUCUGACGUCAACAGAAAACAACCUGGCUUGUCUCACGAGGCAGGUGCCCAUCUACAGCACUGUGUAUCCAGAUGUGGUGAGAUGUGUGAAAAAAGAUGGACCAAAUGGAGUGGACUAUGAGAGGUUUGCCGCUCUUGAUGUUUACUGGGAAGAAACAAACAAGAUGAUGCACAAUUCAAGAAAACAUCUCAGUUUUAUUCUAAAUCAAAUUCCUGGGCUCAUCACACAGCUAGGUAAUGGUUCAUGUAUGGUAGGAAUAAGGGAGAAUUUAGCUAAAUCACUCUUAGAAAAUGGAACCACGGUUUGUGAUGUUGGCUGCGGUCCCGGCCACAGAGCCAACCUUAUUGCUGGAAUGUUUCCGAACACAAAAGUUACAGGGAUAGACAUUUCUGAAGAGACAGUAGCCAUUGCUAAGACCAAAGCUGAUGAACUUAUGUUGCCCAAUGUCACUUUUAUGUCUGCUGACGGAACAUCUCUUCCCGAAAAUUGGGCGGAGACAUUUGGUUACGUCACAAUGUCAGAUGUCAUCCAUCACGUAAAAAAUCAGGAGAAAAUGUUAGCAGAAGUCCAUCGAAUCCUUACACCAGGCGGCGUUUUCUCCCUGUUUGAUUUCGACGUUCAUGAGCGUUUGGCUGACAACUACGGCAAGCCGUCCGCUUCAGUGAUGUACGCCUUUAAUUUGUUAUAUGACUUGCCAGCUAGUUUGGGGGACGACGGGGAGUCGGGCGAAGGGCACGGUCACCAUGGAGAGGUCUUUGCUCAUGGCCACGCGCCCGAUGACGGUCACAGUGGCGAUGACAAGAAGCCUGAGACUGUCCUUGAAGGUCAUUCUCUUGAAGAGGUCUGCGAGGGAUUUGAGAAACCAAUGAACAUCCUUAGAAAAGUUGGAUUUGAGAUUGAAAUCAAGCAAAUAGCAGAAACGCUUGAGUGUCAUAUUAUCGCCACCAAGAAGAAAUGAAAUUGUUGUUGAAUUACCAUGAACCCGCCGACACUGACCUUAUAGUGCAUCUAAGUAUUUUUAAAAUUUUUAUGUGAUUCUCAUUAUUCCACAAUAGAGGAUUUCCACUAUUUUUACGAUGUAGCUACUUUUGGUCCAUGAGAACGCGAGAUACAGCGGUUUAGCAGACGUAGUCUACAAGUAAAUAAAAUAUUUUAUCAAGUAAUUUUAAGUGACAUAUUUACAUAGAAACAUAUGGAACACAUCUUUGUCAAACGUCAUAUCUAUCAAUUUAGACGAAUUCAUUGUUUAAAAAGGUAAUAAAUCCUAAGCUUAAAAUGUA